AUGUCUCCAUCACUGUUUCCGGGGUUCGCAAUGAAUACAAACGUUCUGGCAUGACAUUGCUCUUAAAUCUCCUUGGUACUCUACUACGCCAAAUAUUAUGUCUCUCCCGCCGCUCGCACCAGUUCCAUCGGUGAAGCUUCGUUUGGAGCUUGCCCCUCCAGAAUGGGAAGCCUGUAUAAAGGCCUGGGCAUCUCUAUCAGAGCUAUAUCUGCGGCUUCCAGAUGAGAGCUUUGCCAGAGUUGCAACGUCACCAGGCAUUCUGGAUAUGUAUUUGCUAUCGUUCUUUCGAGAAUCAGCGUCAUUGGGAAGUAGUGAGACACGAUUGAAUAACGACAGCAUUUACCAAUUGAAGAAGAGUGCAUUCUUAUUGGUACAUAGAAUAUUUGGCAGCCAAGUGUCACCUACAUUGAUGCAUUGGGAAUUCUUUGCAGACUUGUCGCACGCCUACCCUCACAGUGAGAGCCUCAGAACCCUGCUAAAGAGCUUCUUCGAAAGACAUGGCCCAAGUAUGGAGAUGUCUUUGCAUAAGAUCAAGAGUAUCCUAAUCACGAAACUCGAGUCCGAGAGACCUGAAGCUGCCGGGCCGGAUAUGAGGAGAAUCAUUCACUUGUUCCGGGCAUCGCCAGAUGCUGCAGCAUUCUUCAUGGUCGGUUCAGACUUCGUUGAUGCUCUCACUUCGGCAUACGACAAGGCUUCAUUGGACACCCGGCCCUGUCUAGUCGUCACAUUGUACCUAGGACUCUCAGGACUACUCCAUAGCAGCAAGCCAAACUUCUCUAUUCUGUCAGAUCAUCUUUACAGCCUAAGGACGCACACUGAAGCUGCUCAAAAGGCGAGUAAGACCGCGAACACGCUUCUAGUUAAUUUGGUGACCAAUACUGCAUUCAUUCAUGUUAUGGGGAAGCAAACUUCAUCAGAAGCUACUAGAGCACGGAAUACUGCUGCGUCAUUGUCGGUAUUCCAACAGCCAAGUCUACGUAGACCAAGGAGACGUCCAAAGCCUAAGGUCGACAAGGGAAAAUCCCGAGAAGAACCCUCAACUUCUGAGAUGCACAUGCAUCGAAUGAGUCUCAUAACACAGAUCCAGGACCUUUUCCCCGACCUUGGAACAGGAUUCGUUGCGAAGCUUCUGAAUGAGUACAAUGAAAACGUAGAGGAAGUUAUAGCACACCUAUUGGAGGAGUCCCUGCCGGCUCAUCUUAAGUCUGCCGACAGGACAGAGGAAUUGAAUGAUAUUGCAACACAGUUACAAAAAUCAGACCUCGCACCUCGCUCCACGCCACCGGCCCCGGAACCGACGAUACCCGUACGUCGCAACAUUUAUGACGAUGAUGAAUUCGACCGGCUUGCCGUCGACGUAUCCAAACUGCACUUCGGCCGCAAAGACAAAGGCACCGCCGACGACCUCCUCUCGAACCGCGAAAGUGCGCCCAACAAAGCCGCCAUCAUUUCUGCGCUCGCAGCAUUCGACUCCGACGACGACGAGCGGGACGACACUUACGAUGCCGAAGAUGUCGGUGGCACCGUCGAGCCCGGCGCCGAGGAAGCAGACUCUGGCAACGAGGAAGUUCUUUUCAAGGCCUACACGAGCACCCCCCAAGUCUUCAGCCGCGAUGCAUUGACACGACGAAGCAAGGAGAGAGACGGGCUGCGAAUCUCUACUAACAUGACAGACGAGUCAAUCGAAGGUUGGGCUGUCAUGCUCGCACGCGAUCCCCGUAAAAUAAAGAAACUUGAGGCAAAGUACACAUCAUUCACCGGUCAGCAGCGUGAUCUCACGCCGCAGUCAUGGACAAAGACAGAGGAAACUGACGAUUCUGACGGACGGCAUGCCAGUGACCGUACCCGAGGUGGAAGAGGCGGCUUCAGGGGCGGGCGUGGCCGCGGACGAGGUGGUCGAGGCGGACCGCAAGGAGGCUCAGAAGCGUCCACGAGAAGCGAUGGACAACGAGGAGGAGCACAGCAGAAUCGUGCAAGGAAAGAGGCAAAUAAGUCGUCCCGCGCGAAUCAUAGUCGACGGGAGCAACGGGCAAAAAAGAUGGCCAGAGGAGGAUUCGCAGGAUAGAGACAAUACCGAUGUUGGCGGACUGGGUGUCUUGCAGUUCUUGCGGGCCUACAGGUAGCUAGCUAGUUGUCAGUAUCACUCGCUAUCACAAACAUCCACC
Messenger RNA from Pseudovirgaria hyperparasitica, 2165 nucleotides. RefSeq lists its product as uncharacterized. The transcript is spliced from 2 exons. The record is from RefSeq and is a predicted model, not a curated record. Gene Ontology annotation, molecular function: ubiquitin binding. The coding region runs from base 98 to 2065 and encodes 655 amino acids. NCBI's taxonomy places the organism in Eukaryota, Fungi, Ascomycota, Dothideomycetes, Acrospermales, Acrospermaceae.